Molecule: messenger RNA, 6781 nt
Organism: Labrus mixtus (cuckoo wrasse)
Lineage: Eukaryota; Metazoa; Chordata; Actinopteri; Labriformes; Labridae
Gene: zc3h4
Product: zinc finger CCCH-type containing 4
Exons: 14
Coding region: 160-4416 (1418 amino acids)
Biological process (GO): negative regulation of DNA-templated transcription
Cellular component (GO): nucleus
Molecular function (GO): metal ion binding; RNA binding
Source: RefSeq, a predicted model, not a curated record
AUGUUGUUAAAUAAUACACAAAUCAGCUUUGCAGUAUUUAAUUUAAUAUUUAGUUUUAUUUUUUUAAAUCUUGUUUGUCAGAUAUUCUUCUAACUUUUUGUUUUACAGUCGUUCCCACACUGACUUCGUCCCAAACAUCCACAAACGUUCCCCCCAAAAAUGUGUAAAACGUCUGCAAAGCAUCCCAGAAGUAUUUUCAAACCCAAACACAGAAGUCCAUUUUCCAAAGUGCCCAGUUGGCCCCACUUCCAAGUCCCAAAGACCCCCCCCCCUUCUAGUACCCCUAAAAGGUUAGGGAAACUCCUUUUAAAAAUGUUUUUGAUUGCAAAAUGUGAAGAAAACCUAUCACAGCCGGAGGAUGGAGAGCUGGAGGAGGGCGAGCUGGAGGACGAUGGGGGAGAAGUCGAGGCGGUAGAGCCGGCUGGAGGAACCUCGGCAGCAGCAGUCGGAGUCGGAGAUGGGGCAGAGGAAGCAGGCGCAGGGGGUGAAGCGGGUGAAGGGGAAGGUGCCCCAGAGAAGCCUCGGCGAAGUGGAGAGCGUCAUGGCAGCAGCGAGACGGACGAGGAGAGAUCCCACCGACGCAAGAGGAAGAGGAAGAAAGAGAGGGAGCGAGAACGGGAGAAGAGGAGAUCCAAGAAGAAACGGAAAUCCAAACACAAACGCCAUGCGUCCUCUGAUGACGACCACUCAGACUUCAGUGAUGACUCCGACUACAGUCCCAGUGAGAAGAGGAAGUACAGAGAGUACAGUCCACAGUACCCCCCUCCUUCUCACGGGGGAUACGGCGGCUCAAAGAAGAGCGGCUACAUGAAGAUGGACAAGCCGAGCUACGGAGGCUAUGAUGAAUAUGAAGAGGAAAACUUUGAGGUAGAGGAAGAGGAGGAAAUGGGCGAGGAAGACUAUGACGAUUUCACCAAGGAGCUCAACCAGUACCGCAAAGCCAAGGAGGGAGGAGGAGGCCGCGGGGGUCGAGGAGGCGGUCGAGGUCGUAUGAAGAGCUUGAGAGGCCGUGGAGGAAUGCGGGGAGGUAGGAGGGGAAGAGGUGGAAGCAGAGGCGGAGGCAGAGGUCGAGGCGGGAAGAUGGGAGGAGACAACGAUGAUGGAGAUGGCUACGGAGAAGAGAUGGAGUAUGGAGAUGAUGACUACGAGAACAUGGGGGAUGAUGACUAUGACGAAUACUCAAAGGAACUGUGCCAGUACAAGAAGACCAAAGACAGAGGCAGAGGUGGGAGAGGCGGCCGUGGCCGAGGGCGAGGUAAAGGAGGGCGAGGCAUGAUCAGAGGAGGAAAAGGUCGGAAUCGUGGGAGAGGAAGAGGAGACAUGGGGAACGAUGACGACAACAAUGGAGACGUGGACAACGGGGAUGGAGGUGGAGGAGGCGAGGGACCAGGAAUGGGGAGGAGGAAUCAGAAUGAGAAGCACCAGGAUAAGAAGGGAAAGGCAAUCUGCAAAUACUACAUCGAGGGCAGAUGCACAUGGGGGGAUCACUGCAACUUCAGCCACGACAUUGAGCUGCCCAAGAAGAAAGAGCUCUGCAAGUUCUACAUCACUGGAUUUUGUGCCCGAGCUGACCACUGUCCAUACAUGCAUGGUGAAUUUCCCUGUAAGCUGUUCCACACCACCGGGAACUGUGUCAACGGUGAUGAAUGUAUGUUCUCCCAUGAUUCCCUCAAUGAUGACACGCAGGAGCUGCUCAACAAGAUGCUGGCAGAAGAUGCAGAGGCCGGAGCGGAGGAUGAGAAGGAGGUGGAGGAGCUGAAGAAACAGGGGAUCAACCCUCUCCCAAAGCCCCCUCCUGGAGUCGGCCUCCUCCCCACCCCUCCUCGGCCUGUUCCUGUGGACAACAGCACAGGGGCUGGGGAUUUCGGUGGCCCUACGUCAGGUGACUUUGGGGGUCCUCCUGGACCGAAUCAGGGGCCCAUUCCCAACAAAUGUCCCCCAGGACCAGGACCAGGACCAGGAGCAGGGCCUGUUCCUGGACCUAUACACUGUCCUGGUCCGCCUGUCAUUGGCCCUGAUGGAAAUCCCUUCCAAGGAGGGCCCCCAAACCCUAACUGUCCUCCCCCUCACAUGGGCCCCCCACCUCCUUGUGGGGGUGGUGGAGGGAAGAAGAUCCCCUCAUUGUUUGAGAUUAAAGUGAAGCCGACAGGACAGCUGGCUCACAAACUUGCCGUCAGGGGCCAGACUCCUAGCAGCGGUCAGACUCCAGCCCCUGGACCCCAGGGAGCCCCCGGUGCUCCUCCCACCCACUUUCCAUCCCCUCAAGGCAUGAUGCCCCCGGAUAUGCAAAACAUGGGCUCCAACUUCGGGAUGAACCAAGGGCCGCCCAACAUGGGAGGCCCUGGUGGGCCGCCUAUGAUGGGAGGAUUUGCACCUGGCGACGGCCCUCCACACGGGGGCGCUAUGCCUCCGGGUCCUCCUCAAGGGGGAGGAAACUUCUUCAAUAACUACUACAAUCAGCAGGAGGGGAUGAACAUGGAGGGAGUGGUGGAAGAAGGUGACAACGACUACCAGAGUUUUGAUGAACGAGGAGGAGCGGGGAAAUUUGGUAAUCAGUCGGUUGGCCAAGAAAGCUCAGCAAAUGGAGCUUCGACCAAUCAGGGAGGGAUUUCUGUGCCCGACUUCUUGCCUCCAGCGCAGCGCGUUCUGUUCAUGAGGAUCCAACAGAAGCAGCAGGAGGAAGAGGAAAGAGCUCGCAGGAUGGCCGAGGGAGGAGCAGAGAGGAGCCGAGACACUGAAGGUGACUCAGGGAACUGGUACUCCAGUGAGGAUGAGGACGGAGGUGGAAGUGUGACUUCGAUAUUAAAGACGCUCCGUCAGCAGACCCAGCCUCCCCAAAAACCUGAAGGCCCUCCUCUGGACCCUCGCCUCCAGAAGGCCCCUCCUCCUGGUGCUCCUGCUCGCCCAGCGGACCCCCGCAUGGCUCGGGACCCACGAUUGUCACGUGCCGCCGAGUCCGACUCCACUCACUCCAUACCCGCUCCAUCUUCCUCCGGACCACCUGCAGACCCCAGGUUAGCCCGACUCACUGCUGCUGCCGCCUCGGCCGGAUCCUCCCUGUUGCCUCCGGCGUCUAAACCGGAGCCUCCUCUGGUCUACAAGCCCCCACCUCUGACAGCCCCGCCUGUGGAGGAGGAGGAGACAGAGCGAGUUCUGCGGGACAAGCCGGUGCCGAUCCCCCUCGACCCCCUCAUGGGUAUGGCUCUGAGAGACCCCCGCACGCAGCUGCAGAAGUUCAGCCACAUUAAGAAGGACAUUGUUCUCCACAUGCCCGCCUUCAUAAAAACCAUCACAUGGUCACCUGAAGAUCUCCUUCCAAUCCCCAUCCCCAAGCAGGACCUCCUCCCUCUCCCACCAGGCAUCCCUCCCGUCUCCUCCAUAGACCCUCGUCUGUCUCGUGCUCCGCCACCCCUCCACACUCCACAGCCCGCCCCUGCGCAGCCUCCUCCCCCCUUGGACCCCCCUGCUGCCUCCUCCUCCACCUCGUCCAUCCCAGACUUUGAGUUACUAUCUCGUAUCUUGAAAACGGUCAACUCCAGCCCGUCUCAGACCCCCUCCCCUCCUCUUUUAUCUGCCCCUAUUGCCCCCGUGUCCCUGCUGGGACCACCUCCCCCCAUGACUCCUGCCCCAGUAGAAAAGCCUGUUGACCCCCGUAUGGCUCGAAAACUCCCUACUGACCCCCGCCUCCAACCUCAGAAGUCAGCACUGAAGCAACCAUCAGAACCUGCGCCUCCUCCCGUCCCCUCCCUCUCCUCAGCAACGACCUCCAGUUCCUCCCCUCCCACUAUCGCACCUUACGACCCCCGGCUGCUCUCUACUGGUGGGACAGGGCGCAGUGUGGGCACUGGGUCACCAGGGGGAGCCAGUGUACUGAGCAACAUCAGUCUGUAUGACCCUAGGACUAACAAACCAGGCAGCCCUGGUACCAGCAGCGGCUCUAACAACUCCCCCAACUCAGCCAGCACAGAGUCUAAACCCAGUGACCCCCCACCCAGUAAACCCAAGUCUAAGGAGCCCCUGUUUGUUCGGAAGUCUGCGUUGGACCAACCAGAGCCGGAGAAAAGCGUAGAGCAAGGGACUGAUCGAUACAACAGCUACAACAGGCCGCGACCGAAGCCAGCACCCUCGCCCAACUCUGCAGCCCAGGGAGGGGCCGCUGCAGCCGGGGCAGCCACAAGUGCAGGUCAGGGUGCGUCUGGAGCUGCAGGGGAUCAGGGGCCCUCAGGGGUCCACAACUUACCUGUGUCGUCUUUAUUUGGGGUGGUGAAGCAGGCGGCAAAGCCCGGCGGGACUGGUAGCCCUUUUGGAGGCAGCAGCCCGGUGCAGCCUGACCAGGCGACCACAGAGCAGGACAAAGCCUCCCUCAAGGAGGUUUUCAAAGGCUUUGACCCCACAGCGUCACCUUUCUGCCAGUGACCCCCUCCCACCCCCAAAGACCCUCAACCCCACCUCGAUCACUGAACACUGAACUCUGAAGCCCAUCAAGUGGUCGGCUCGUUGUCUUGUUUUAACAUUAUUGAACACUGAGAAGGAGAGAGAGAUGCACACUGAGGUAACUGCCUGUAAGACUGAUGAAGAAGACGAACCUUUGUGAUCAAAAUCCAAUCACACAACGGGUUUCAUUUACACACACGCACACACACACACAAUUUACCAGUGUUGCAGAUUCAGAUUCUAUAAAAGACCGGGGUUUAUGGGGAGGGUUUAAAGUAAAAAUCUCUAAAGCUCUAUUUUAAACAGACUUAUUGAUGUAUAAUUAAAUGUAUUCUUCUCAUCUCAUUGCUUAAUGUAAGCAGUUAUUCAGACAGCAGCAAAAACACAUUUAUAAAAAGAAUCAACAUUUUAGAUUCAUAACUUUUUUAUUUUUAUUUAUACCCUUAUCUCAGCUCCUCCACUCAACUUUUUUUGUACACCUUCUCCUCAUCUGUGAACUGUUUGAUGUGCUCGUCUCUGCGUUUUGGACGGUCAAAAGGUGACAACAGAUGAAAAGCACCGGACAGAGCAGUCAGGAUAUUAACUUAUCUGUUGAGUUUUUCUGAUUUAAUGAACUGCACUGCGGUAACUCCUUGAACACAGUCGCUCUUUACAAACAAAAUCACAUGUGCAUUGCUGCCUUUGCCUCACUGUCCUCUUGAACCUGUGAGAGAUGUUUGGUUAGCAUGUUUUCAUUAUGACCCACAUUGUCACACUUUCUGCAGAAACUAUAGCAAAUACUUAAAUCUAUAUUCUGCUUUUUUUUUUUUUUUUUUUAGUAUUUAUUUCAUUGCACUCUAGGUUUGUGUCCUCUUCUGGCUGAGUUAUUGAUCUCUUUGUGUGUAGCUCCUCCAGCUGCUCACAUACUGUUUCAUUUUUAUUUUUAAUGAGCUCUUACCCAAAACAGGUAACUCACCUGUUACCUUUCAGUACUGCCUCUUUAACCACUACACUGUUAACCAUUUGAACAUUUUCACAUGAACAUUUUGUUUAAUCUGCCUUUCAGAGUGGAGAGCGUCUGUGUCACAGCUUCUGUAGCUUUAAGGAGUUAGUGGAACAUUUUAGCUUAACUUGGUCGGUUAUAGAUUUAAUAGGGAACAAUAAUGAAUUUAUUUCUCUCCUGAGAAGUUUAUUUCAACAGCGUUUGUUUGUUUCACUUACUUUCCAUCUCUUACACCUUGAUCAGAGUAAGACACUUUGAAAACUAUGCCAGAAUUCACCUUUCCUUUUGGUUCAUUUCAGACUGUUAGGAUGUAAAGAAUCUCACCAGAUCAGAAAUAAAACGCGCAGACUGCAUGAUUUCUGUGACUGAUUGGUGAAAAUGGAAUCAUUUGCAGCCUCAUUCAUGAGCUUUUUUUUUUAGCUUUCUUGGCUGGUCGCUGUGUGACAAUCGAAAGCUCCACUUGGACCUAAAAUUCUUCUAAAGCAUGAACUUGCAUUGAUCUGUCAGGUAGCGCCCUCUACUGUCAACCUGAGCUCUGGUGAAGAGGACCAUGGGACUGAAAUAUCAAAUGUCUGCGUUAAGAUGCAAAUGAAAACAUGUUUUUUUCCCUCUGAGGCUUCAAAAGUAAUGCACACUUUGGGAUGGAUUCACAGUUUUGAUAUAAAUAUUAAAUUCUUCCCGUUCUCGUCCCCUCUGAGUUUCUUCCCCUUUAUCUGAAACAGUUGCUCUUAGAAGGAGCUGUUGUCCCUGAAUCAUCAGGGUGAGAAUAAGCAGUUUGUUUGCCUGAUGCGUCUGUCUUUAACAUGUGUUUGUGUGAAAGUCUUUCACCGCUCGGUCACUGUAGGAGAAGCGCUAGAAGUUACUGAUUCUCUAGACUUCCACUCGUCAUCCGUCUUUGUAAAAAUGUUGAUCAUUUUAAUUUAUUUUUUUAUACCGGGGUAAAUAAUACUUCCUCACUUAACAUUUUUGAACUGAAUCAUUUUAUAUGCCAGGAAUAUGUGAUGACUGCACCCCUCGGCGGGUUGUCGGCAGCCUGCAGCAGUGUGCAGACAGAAAAGAGAGAGACUAUUUUUUUAUUUGGUUUUGUGUAUAAAGGUUCAAACUAACAACAGAUUCACUGUUUCUCAUCCUGCCGGGCCAUGAAAAAAAGCCUGAUGGGAUUCUGAGUGUCUGCUACAUCAAGUGUGAAAUAAUUGUUGAUUUGUUCUUUCCUUUACGGCUUUGUUGUUUUAUAAGUUUAUUUUUUUUCUUGCUCUGUAAAUUGACCAGUAUCCCGUCUUCGGAGGAGUGGAGUUUUCUAACUGUACACUGUAGGUGAGGUUGUCAAAGUAUUUAAAUAAAGUUGAUUCAUCAUCAACCACUAAA